This is a messenger RNA of Ruditapes philippinarum (Manila clam), 975 nucleotides long. RefSeq lists its product as uncharacterized. Gene Ontology annotation, cellular component: nucleus. Lineage: Eukaryota; Metazoa; Mollusca; Bivalvia; Venerida; Veneridae. The record is from RefSeq and is a predicted model, not a curated record. Gene Ontology annotation, molecular function: DNA binding. The coding region runs from base 1 to 975 and encodes 324 amino acids. The transcript is spliced from 2 exons.
AUGGAGAUAAGAACCCAUCAUGUGCCAGACAGGGGGUCUUAUAGAACCUAUGAUCCUGACAACUUGUCAAAAGCUUAUUUUGCUGUCAAAGAAGGCAAAAUGUCAACAAAUAAAGCUUCAAAAGUAUUUAAUGUACCUAGAACAACCCUACAGGGUAGACUAUAUGGCAAAGUUGAUAUAGAGACAAUCAAAUCAGGUCCUCAGUCUGUGUUUAACCAGGGGCAAGAAGCACUUCUAGUUGGUCAUUUGAAGACAAUGGAUGACGUGGGUUAUGGCUAUAGCCGCCAGGAAACUUUAAAUUUAGCAUCUGACUAUGCUGUUCAUUUAGGCCUUAGAGAUAAAGAUCACCCACUCACUGAUAGAUGGUUGUAUAAGUUUUUAAGCAGGUGGCCUGAAAUUGGUGUCAAGAAGCCAUGUAGUUUAGAAAUUGCAAGGGCAAAGUUUGCCACAAGGGGGGCUGUAGAUGCAUAUUUUGAGGAACUUGGUCUUGUCCUUUCAAAGUACAACCUUCUUAACAAACCUCAUAGGAUUUAUAACAUUGAUGAAAAAGGUCUUAGCACAGAACAUAAGCCACCUAAAGUGAUUGGGGGAAAAUUUUCAAAAUCUCAAGCUGUAACAUCUGGCAGAGGCAAAACGGUUACUUUGAUAGGCUGUGCUAAUGGUGUUGGCCAAGUAAUACCCCCCUACUUUGUUUUCCCUGGAGCCAGGAUGCUUGAUUCCUUGCUGGAUGGAGCAACUGCUGGGGCAGAUGGUGAUGUUUCUGAGUCUGGAUGGUCUAACUCCCAAAUAUUUUGCAAUUACAUUCAGGAGCAUCUUAUCAAGUUUUUGCCUCCAAGAGAUGAUGAUGAUAUUCUUUUACUCUAUGAUGGACACAUAACCAAACCGAUUAUUGAGUGGGCCAAAUCUCAUCAUAUUCACUUGUUUGUGUUACCACCACAUUGUAGCCAUCUUCUCCAACCACUAGAUGUUAGCUGA